UUGCCUAUCGGUCCUGGCACACACAUUCCUGCCAUACCACAGUGAAUGGAAAUGACUGUUGCGAGUCAGUCAAAUGUGUUAAGCAGCAGAGUCCCUAUCAGCUAAAGAGUCCCGGGAAAUUCACUUACAAAAUCGCUCCCCUCUGACAGAUUGAGUUAUCCGUGUCAGGAUCUCACUGGCUGCAGACAUGCAUGGUUCUGAGGAGAGUGCAUCUGGAACUGUGCUUCAUAGGCUUAUGCAAAAACAUCUCAAAUAUGGAACAACUGGAAUCAGAAGAGGGGUAGAAAACGACAGCUCUCAGAUGCCAAGCAAACUCACGUCUACAGAAAACCUACUCCUUCAAAAGGAGGGUCAAGUAGCCCAUUCAUAUCAGCUUAUGCCCUUGCAGUCGCAGUCUCGACAGGAACCUCAAGGUCAGGAGCAUCAAGUGGACAGCAGCUCCAUGGAAAAAGCUGGUGGUGUGAGCCAGAGUGGAGGUAGAGCAGUCCAAGCAGCCCAGAUUUUGUCUGGGUUUCACACUCUGGAGCUUCCAUCAUACGAGGAGGCUAAAAUCCAGUCUCAGCUUUACAGAGGACAGCAAAGUCAGAUGGACCCUCAGUCCCAAAUUCCUGACCACCACCACCAGAGUCUUCAAAAUCCAGACAAAGUUUCAAACAAUUUUCAACAAAAUCAAGAGCAGGACUUUCACAAAGAGGAGCAGGACUUUCACAAAGAGGGCCAUAAAAUCAUUGUCCACCAAACUCAGCAGCAACACAACCAGGUUCAACAGGCACAGCUGAUGUCAGCAAUGUCUUACAGUCCCGCAAGCUCACAUUCCUGUCUACCAUCAUUUUCUAACACACACUCACUCUCUUCCCCUCCUUCUCUUUUGUCUUCUUACACAUCUUCAGUCCAGCAAGGAGGCACUGGUGGUACAUUUCUUUGUGAUGAAGGUCUGGCAGAGUUGAAACAGGGUCAUGUUCGCUCUCUAAGUGAAAGGAUCACGCAACUCAGUCUAGAAUGCAGUGAAGCUAAGCAAUGUGUAGGACCAUCCAUUUCACCUUGCAAAGGAGACAUUACUCUUUGUGGGGCUGAUAAUACAGCAGAUUCUCGCUCAAUAACUAGUAAGACCUCCAUGAUUAUCCUACAACUUCCACCACCACCCUUAAACCCUCCACAGUUGCCUUUGGAUCAAAGAGGUCCUCCCCCAGAAUAUCCUUCUAAAUUCAAGGUACAGACUAUGCUUUCGCCCACAUUACACCCAAACUCGGACUCUCUGGAACAUGGUCACUUCAACAGUGAUACCUUGACAGCAGCCAUGUUGGAGACAGUGCCACUUAUAAAUAUAGCAAGACAGUGCCCUUUGACUACAUCACAGCACCAAACAAAGACAUGUCCCAUGACUUCUGAGACUUCUUUCCUGCCCUCAAAGGCUUCUCAGCAACAGUAUCAAACACUAUCCCUAUCUCAGUCCCUGGCAUUUCCUCCAGCUCAAACUGGAUCUGUGACUCAGGGGCUGUUUUCUUGUGUGUCCCCUUUUGGACAGCCUUUUCCAGGAGAAACAUUUGUCAUGUCAAACCAUGACAACCAGAUACUGGAGAUCCUAAAAGAAGAGAACCUAAGACUUAGACAAGAACUUCAUAAGCAAAAUGAGAAGGCCAGCAAACUACAGCGGUUGGAGGCGGAGACUGUGCACCUGUCAGAGACAUAUGAGAGUUUAGUGAAGAGCUCAUCCAAACGGGAUGCUCUGGAAAAAAAUAUGAGGAAUAAACUAGAGGCAGAGAUCAGGCGUCUUCAUGAUUUUAACAGAGACUUGAGAGAUCGUUUGGAAACAGCCAAUCAACAGCUCGCCAUUCAGGAGACGAAGGGACAAGAUGACAGACACUUGUAUCUUUCACAGAGAAGAGAAAGCCUUAAAGAUCUGGAAAAAAUUGAGAUCAAGACAGCCAAUCUCCAAUCAGCCAAUGAGGAUCAGCAACGACACAUUGAGAUCUUAGAGCAGGCUUUAAAUAAUGCUCAGAGUAAAGUCCUCAAACUAGAGGAAGAGUUGAGUAAAAAGCAGAAGUAUGUGGAGCGAGUGGAGCGGUUGCAGCAGGCACUAGCACAACUACAGGUCGCAUGUGAGAAACGUGAGCAGCUGGAACAACGUCUACGUACUCGCCUGGAGAGAGAACUGGAAUCAUUGCGAACACAACAGUGUGCUGGUGUAGGUGUUCCCCUUAGUUUGUGGGAAUCCAGUGCUCCUGCACUACUGGAUCUUCUAAAGGAGAAAGAGGAACGGAUUCUGGGAUUGGAGGCUGAUAUGACACGCUGGGAGCAGAAGUAUUUAGAAGAGAGUGCAAUGAGACAGUUUGCCACGGAGGCCGCAGCUACAGCCUCAGCACAGAGAGAUACAACUAUAAUCCAGCAUACCCGCAGUGGCAGUUACACUGACAGCUCACUGUGGCUCAAUGAGGAUGAGAACAGAAUCCAGAGCAGUCGUCACUGUCAGGAAAUGGAACAAAGGAUGAAGGACUUGCAUGCUCAGUUGCUGGAGAAAGAUGCCAUGAUUAAAGUCCUACAACAGCGUUCCCGUCGAGAUCCCACUCCUCUACGUCCUGCCCGCUCUGUGCCCUCCAUUUCGAUAGCAACUGGACUACACACACGUCACUCAUCACAGACCAAACACAGAGACCAGCACAGCUGGAAAGAUGUUCUCCUGGGAAAACACCAAGUAGAGCACAUCCGCCCCUCUCUGCCCUCUCUUUUGGUCCCUGCCUCCUCUCCUUCCUCUCUUUCUCCACCAUUUUCCUCCUCUCUACCUUCCUCUUUUCUUCCUUUCUUGGCCUCCACAGGUUCAAACACAUCAUCCUCCUGUGUUCCCCGUUACAGCACUUCCUCCCUCCCUCUCUCUUCUUCUUCCACAUCACCCUGGCCCUCAUCCGACUCUCUUCAGCCUCCUUUAUCAUUCCCUCUCCCCUCCACUGCUCUCUUGUCUCUUCAUUCUAAAUUUGCCAGCAGAGACAGUGGCAGUCAAACAGGACUUAGUCCAAAGACAUUUAGUUCUGCAACCUCCACAAUACAAGAAAAGACAGAAUCUCAAUCCAGCCAGGAUAAAGGCCUAGAAGUUCGAGGACAGAAGAUGUCCCUGCCUGACCUAGAUCUGGUGGAGAUCCUUAUCUGAAAGAACAACCCUGGAAGCAGCAUUCUUACAGAGAGGACGGUGCUUAAGAAAGAAUGAGGGAGUGAAAAACAGAAUAUGAGUAAGACAGAAAAAGAAAGGAAGGCAUAGAGAAAUAGAUGUAGUAUAAUGUAAUGGAUCACAUACAACAGACAUGCAGAAAGGAAAGGAAUGAAGGCAUGCCGUGCAAAGUAAAAGCUAGAAUUCAGCAUUGUGCAUCCAAAAUACUGAAUUUGAUAAUUGAUUAUAAUUUUAUUUCUGUCCAUUUUUGACCCUGAAACAAACAAUGAAUAUAUUUGACCUAGCCUAUAUACUUAU
Molecule: messenger RNA, 3457 nt
Organism: Carassius carassius (crucian carp)
Lineage: Eukaryota; Metazoa; Chordata; Actinopteri; Cypriniformes; Cyprinidae
Gene: amotl1
Product: angiomotin like 1
Exons: 12
Coding region: 188-3142 (984 amino acids)
Biological process (GO): actin cytoskeleton organization; regulation of cell migration; hippo signaling
Cellular component (GO): plasma membrane; bicellular tight junction; cytoplasmic vesicle
Source: RefSeq, a predicted model, not a curated record